AUGAAUAAGAAUAAACCUAGUUCUAAGAGCCUAUCUGCAUAUGUUGAUUUAUAUUUUCCAAAUGUUGCCAUUUCGCUAGUUCAUAGCCUUCUUGUAUUUUUAUCUUAUUUUAUCAACAACUUCCUGUUCAAUUGCUACUAUCUUGUUGUUUCCAAGACCUUCUUCUCCCUAUUUAAGUGCCUAAACAACCUCUACACAGGCAACCUGUAUUUUCUGACAAAGUGGUUAGAAUACUCUGUAUCAUAUUUUGUUGUAUUCACAUGGCUUCGAAGAUAUUCCUCCAAAUUUGAUGGAUACGCGUUUCAUCAUCUUUUCCAUUACCGAUAUGGAAUCAUAAACUUCAAGGAUAUGAUAUCCAGAGUUCUAGGAACUCUAAGCGCCGCAUCAUUUUUCGGAUAUUUAUAUCAAAAGUACUUUAAUGUAAAUAAUAAUGCCUACAACUCCAGCCUAAAGAAAACAUUGUACAAAAUGCUGGAAUCAAACACAUGCCACACACUAAUGGAAUGGCUGGUAUAUUCAAACUUUAAAAAAAGCGAAAGGAACUCUUUCACAAGAAAGUUUUUAUCUGGAUUAUUAGUACUGCCCUCACUUAAAUACGAGGAUCGAUAUUAUGAUUUGGCCGAGAAGUACGUAGCUUUACUUUUCGAGUAUUUCGUUGUAGAAUUCACAUUCUCGUUAUUCCUAUACACUCUUUCGUACUUAUUCUUAAGAUCUAGAACAACACCAAAGGCGAAUAUGAUGCUAAACACCAUAAUUAGGGGAGUUUUCGUGACAUGCGGGAAUUUGUUUUUGAGUAAGCUGGAAGGUUUGUUUUAUAAAAAUAAUUGUUGUUCAGGAAAAGUAACUCUAGAUGAAUCGAAAUCACUGGUUUUAUUUUUCGAGGAAAGGAACGUUCUUUUACUACUAGUAAGGAUUACCUCAAGCCUUCUUGCAGCAUAUCUUAUUCCACUAUUUCUCCCAAUGCCAAGUAUAAUGUGCCUAAGAUCAUACAAGGAUCUGUUCCCUAACACAUCGCUAGAGGGCAAAUUGUACAGAACAGACUUAUGUGGUAGUUUCUAUGUAAGAAAUGAAGGGGAUCUAAAGGGUGAUGUUUCUAACAGCAAAUGGCCUGAAAGCAGCCUAGGAAGUCUAUUUUCUAAAUUAGAAGAGUAUCUAGAUAAAAAACUAAGCCAUAAAAAACAAACAGAUAAGAGAAUAGAUUAUCGUAACUGA
Theileria annulata is the source of this 1212-nucleotide messenger RNA. RefSeq lists its product as uncharacterized. Lineage: Eukaryota; Apicomplexa; Aconoidasida; Piroplasmida; Theileriidae. The coding region runs from base 1 to 1212 and encodes 403 amino acids. The transcript is spliced from 2 exons. The record is from RefSeq and is a predicted model, not a curated record.